AUGCCAGUAUCAAAGCACUAUACAUCCCCGGCCAGUGUAUUCCUCAAAGAAGAAGUAUACCGACUCGGAGCAUUGCCAGGACUGAGAUCCCUACCUCCAGGCCCAGAACGAGACUUUCUCACCCUGUCAUGGGGGCCUAUCAUCUACCGCACCUCGUACGCUCCCGAAACCAAACGUCUUCUCCCAGUAUUCCUGCGCUACCUCAAUAAUUCCGUGCACGGGGCCUUGCGCCGGACAUUUACAGGCUCCGAUGAAGAAAUCGAAACUCUCACAACGACAUAUUCUUCCAAGGUUUUCAGCUCGCCAGAGAUAUACGCCAAGAUGGAUGAGGAAGCGGUCCGACAGGCUUUCCAUGAUUUCAAGGUGUCGCUCGGGAUACCUGAAACAGAGCUCCCGAGCAGACUGCGCAUAUGCUUGAUGCUAGAUGACGAAGCGUUAGCGCACUUGAAAUGUGUUUUAGAUCUUGCCUCGAUGGCUGAGGAGGAUGCAGAUGUGGGUGGAUGCUGGGUGAAGGUUGUUGAGGAGAAUUUCCCGGAUUCUAGGAUGGGUGAUCACCCGCUUGCGAAACCCGAUACGGAAAGUGUAUCUCAAGUUAGAGAAUAUCGUGGGAGUUAUCAUGGGUGGACGAUGGUGGCACUCGAUGCAUUGGUAGAGGUCUUUGAUGGGCUUCGGCAAAUGAAAUGGUUGGUUGACUAUCAUCGGGAGGGCAAUGUAUACUUGGGAGACGGCAAAUGGAGGAGUGUAUCAAGCUAG
Penicillium concentricum is the source of this 753-nucleotide messenger RNA. RefSeq lists its product as uncharacterized. NCBI's taxonomy places the organism in Eukaryota, Fungi, Ascomycota, Eurotiomycetes, Eurotiales, Aspergillaceae. The coding region runs from base 1 to 753 and encodes 250 amino acids. The record is from RefSeq and is a predicted model, not a curated record. The transcript has a single exon.